Phytophthora megakarya is the source of this 735-nucleotide messenger RNA. The record is from the annotation of a GenBank genome assembly. NCBI's taxonomy places the organism in Eukaryota, Oomycota, Peronosporomycetes, Peronosporales, Peronosporaceae.
AUGACAGCCGGCGAUUUCUCAGCGGAAGAUCUGGAAGGAAACCUGGCCGUCCUUCCCGAAAUCCCGAUCUCGACUACUGUGAAGGUGAGCAUUGAGGAUCUGCAGGCUGGGCAAAUAAUCUGGAAGAAACGACAUCUUCUUAUCGGCAAAGGGAAUGCCUUACCCCCGGCGGCCAAGGGCGUCGUAUGCGAUAUCGAUGUUGGAAAUGCGAAACCGAUCGCACUGCGAACCCGGAAAGUGCCCACGCGAUUUCGUGAAAAAGUCGCAGGCCUGAUCAAGGGCCUCCUGGCCGCCGAGAUCAUCCGACACUCGACAUCACCAUGGGCCUCACCGAUCGUGAUUGUUCGCAAGAGUAAUGGUGUGGAUAUCAGGUUGUGCAUUGAUUACAAGUUGGUAAACAGCCUCACAAGGCUGAUGGUCUACCCUAUGCCUCUGAUCAGCGAUCUGCUAGAAGAUCUGGAUAAAGCACUAUGGUACUGUUCGCUGGAUAUGGCUAGCGGUUUCUGGGUCGUGCCCAUGACGGAUCGGGCUCGCGAGAUCUCAGCAUUUAUCACCCCGUUUGGAUUAUUCGAAUGGAGUCGCAUGCCAUUUGGUCUAAAGAAUGCCCCUCAGAUUUAUCAACGCCUCGUAGACAACGCGCUGUAUGGAUUUCUGAAGAUCUCGCGGUCCGGCGACGCUGGGACUACGACUGACGUGUUCCAGACAGGGAUCGCGGACGAUCCAGGUCGCGAGUCA